AUGGAUUGGAUUCCUAUGGACGGUUCAUUCUCAAAGAAUACAGAUAGUUCAAGUGCAACAUUUACAGCAGCUUAUACGCCUAUUAAUGUUAAAAGUAUUUGGGCACUAUUUAGAAAGAAAGACAACUAUUAUGUUAAUUUUGAGAACCCUAAGUUUAAAUAUCUUCAGCUUUCCAUGGGAGCUUAUGGAAAUAUGCCUGCAGAACCUGAAAAAUCAUAUGGACCUGUAUUUUAUGAAAUGGUUGCGAACGCCUGCAAUACAAACAAUGAUAUGAUAGGAUUUAAUGAAGAUGUUAUGAGGUCAUUGGUGGAUGAUGGUAGUGUGGAACAUAAAUGGGAUAGUUAUGACAACACACAUUUCUUAUGUGGUUUUCCAACAGAAGUGGAUUUUGGUUCCAGCAAGGUCAAACAUCUACUGCUCCAAUAA
Trichomonas vaginalis G3 is the source of this 426-nucleotide messenger RNA. RefSeq lists its product as uncharacterized. The coding region runs from base 1 to 426 and encodes 141 amino acids. The transcript has a single exon. NCBI's taxonomy places the organism in Eukaryota, Parabasalia, Trichomonadida, Trichomonadidae. The record is from RefSeq and is a predicted model, not a curated record.